ACGUGUCCAGAGUCCAGCUGUAUAUUCCAGCGUCACAGAUAUUGCGAAGACGACGCGCCAAUUUCGACAUUUCAGUUCUUUAUCAAUAACAAGAACAAAUUAAAAAAUUUACAAAAUGCGUUCGCAAGUUUUUUGUUUUUGUGUGGCGCUUCUGCUCAUUGUUUGCAUUCUUUAAUUGUUGCAAAUGCAGCAAGAUAUCGGCGCACAUGAAUCCAGUAGAAGUUCCAAACCCCCCGCAUGAGUUGAAGUCGUUUAAAAGUGAAAAUAAAUCCCUAAAAAUAUCCACUAAAAUGUAAUUUUCAAAUAAAGACCGUUAAAUAACUAGUGCGUAGUUGUCCACACCUCCCUUAAAGUAUCGUGGUGAAUUUAAAAUUUAAACCUUCCACCCCGCAAAGUAGACUCCAUUCUAACCGUUACUACCUUUUCGUGUUCUGUUCUGUGAGUGCUUCCAUGAAGAUGAAUGCAAAAGAUGCUGACAGCAGUGAGGAGUCGCCUUGGCAGACUAAAGAGUCUCAAAAGCAAUUGACUAGGUUGGAGUAUGCCGUUAUAUGUUUUAUGGUGGUUCUCGCAUUAACCUCCAUUAUUUGGAGCGUUACCAUACAUAUAAUUUCCGGUGAUUUUUAUCAUGGCAUUCUCGGCGCCAAAUUGGCAUUCCGUGAGCGAGAUUUUCGACAAAUGGAUGAGCAUUCCAAAGAGAUUUUCUACCACGACUUGGACAAAUUGAUAAAUGAAACAUACACCGAAAUUGAUGUGGAUGAUCAGGUUGAGGAUGGCGAAACCACGCUGACGCCUUUGGAAUCUAAUGCCACCACCAAGCAACCCAAGGUGCGUAAAACCUAUCACAUUUUUCAAUUGGUACGACCCGACAAAGAGGAAAAUAAAUCCGAAGAGGACGUGGUGUCGGAGGAGGUCAGCACUACGGCGCUGCCAGCUGUGAAAUUCAAUAUGACGCAUGAUCGCCAGUUUUUGGCAACAAUGAUGCUGGACGUACACAAAACACGCUGGCGCCAAAGCGCCGCCGUUCAAUUCAUUUAUAGUUUUCCAUUUUUGUCGGAAAUCUUUGCGAUAAUAUGGACUGCAAUGUGUUUAAUAUUUCAAUCGGGCGUGCAAAAAUAUUGGGGACUUCCGAAACCGUGGCGUAUUGUCAUACCCUCCAUACUGGUAUUCUCCCUCAUGACGCUGGGUACGCUGAUCUACACAAUUUUGGCCAGCACCUAUUUAAAGAAUCUCUGCAAUGGACUGCGUGAAAAUUUGACAAAGCCCGAAGCGAUUACCUGCGGUCAAGCCAUCUCCGUGCUGCGUCCCUUCAUCCGACAACACGAAUUCAAACACGAUGUCUACUUGAAUCUCUUCCGCUUCGCCUACAUGUUCGCUUUGGUCUUGUGGCUGCUGGCGCUGCUGCUGAUGUUGGUGCGCUACUUCUUCGCAAUCGAUUUCCAACUGUUGGAUGUACAAUCAUUGUACGAUAACAAAUUGGCGCGUCGCUUAAGCCGUCCGGAACCGGAGUUUACAGAGGUGCUCUUGGACACAGCGCAGUCUCCCACUCUGCUACUGCCACGUCACGAUCGCAACAAGUCGGAGGAUGAUUUUCAAAGUGCCAAGUCGAAUUUGAGUGAAGUGGCAAUGCCGUUAAUCGACACCGGCAAGCCACGUUCAGUGCUGGUGCAGUAUGCGCCAACGCAGCAACGCGUGGUUUAGUUUAGACAGCACUUGACACUGUUAAGUAGAGGCUUAACCAAAUCUAAGUAUGUACAGGCGACAAGGUGGGAGGCGCGUUUAAUUUUGCGGAGAAGCGUUUCAAAACGGUUUUACCUCAGGAAUCUUUUUUAUUUAAAAACUGCACAAUUUCUCUCUCCAAGUUUUUGCUGCCGCUGUUUUAUAUUUACAAGACAUGCUCGUAUGUAUAUAUAUGUAUAUGUGCGUGUAUGCGAGCAUCACAAGCAUUCUUUAAAGCCGACUUCGGCUCUACUGUGCAGUUGAAUGAUAUUAUUUUAAUAAAUAAAUAAAAAUAUGCAAUUCAAGUAUUCAGACAACCGUCGCGGCUAAGCAACAACAACAUACCUACGAUAUGGCCGAACCUCUGUAAUACCUGGUAAAUACCUUAACGCAUUAUUUUAUC
Bactrocera tryoni is the source of this 2119-nucleotide messenger RNA. RefSeq lists its product as uncharacterized. The transcript has 6 exons. The record is from RefSeq and is a predicted model, not a curated record. Bases 451 to 1698 code for a protein of 415 amino acids. NCBI's taxonomy places the organism in Eukaryota, Metazoa, Arthropoda, Insecta, Diptera, Tephritidae.